CCCUCCCCUCUGCUCUUUCCGUCCGUAUCUCUCCCUUCUCUUUCUCUCACUGGAGCACAUGAGAUUCUCCUCCCGAAACCUGAACCGCAGCGGCAGAGGCAUCGACCCCCCUCCCCACACGCGCACACAACAUGGCUACAAUCGUAACCUCGACCAGGUUUACGGACGAGUAUCAGCUUUAUGAAGAGCUGGGGAAGGGCGCGUUCUCCGUGGUGCGGAGAUGUGUGAAAAAAUCCAAUGGCCAGGAAUAUGCUGCUAAAAUUAUUAACACGAAGAAACUGUCAGCAAGAGAUCAUCAGAAACUGGAACGUGAAGCCCGAAUCUGCCGUCUACUCAAGCACCCCAAUAUCGUCCGGCUCCAUGAAAGUAUCUCAGAAGAAGGUUUCCAUUACCUGGUCUUUGACCUUGUGACUGGGGGGGAGUUGUUUGAGGAUAUCGUCGCCAGAGAGUAUUACAGUGAAGCUGACGCAAGCCAGUGCAUCAAUCAGAUCCUGGAGAGUGUCAAUCAUAUUCACCAGCAUGACAUUGUGCACAGAGACCUUAAGCCUGAGAACUUGCUUUUGGCCAGCAAGAUGAAGGGCGCAGCAGUGAAACUGGCUGAUUUUGGGCUUGCCAUCGAGGUGCAGGGUGAUCAACAGGCCUGGUUUGGUUUUGCCGGCACACCUGGCUAUCUGUCUCCCGAGGUUUUGAGAAAAGAUCCCUAUGGGAAACCUGUGGACAUCUGGGCCUGUGGUGUUAUCCUGUAUAUUCUCCUAGUGGGUUACCCUCCAUUUUGGGAUGAAGAUCAACAUAAGUUAUACCAGCAGAUCAAGGCAGGAGCUUAUGAUUUUCCAUCUCCUGAGUGGGAUACGGUCACCCCCGAGGCCAAGAACCUCAUCAACCAAAUGUUGACCAUCAACCCUGCCAAGCGGAUCACAGCAGAGCAGGCCCUCAAGCACCCAUGGGUCUGCCAACGGUCCACAGUGGCAUCCAUGAUGCAUCGUCAGGAGACAGUGGAGUGCUUGCGCAAGUUCAAUGCCCGCAGGAAACUGAAGGGAGCCAUUUUGACCACUAUGCUGGUUUCUAGAAACUUCUCAGUGGGUCGGCAGCAUACCAGCCCUGCUGCUCCCACCACAAGCACUGCCGCUCUUGCACAGGAAGCAUGCAAAAGUUUACUGAAAAAAGCAGAUGGAAGUAAGCCCCAGACAAACAACACUAAAAACAGUGUAGUGAGCGCUGUAGUGAACGCCAUGAAAGAAAGCAACACAACCGCGUCUACACCAAUGGAGCCACAAACUACAGUUGUGCACAACCCUCCUGAUGGACCCAAGAGCUCCACAGAAAGCUGCAACACCAAUGAGGAAGAGGAUAUGAAAGGUAGGAGAGCUGAGAGCGCGCAGGGGGCGAGCUGUGACAGUGCCGUCAUGAGUCAGUGCAGUGCCGGGGACGAGCCGCUCGUUCUGGUGGCUUCACCGCAGGGUUCUCCAGCCACCGUCCCCAUGCAUGACGUUAAACGCUUGGCAUGGAACAGUUCAGGUCAUGCUUCAUGUCCCGAGUUAGAGAGCACACAAUCUGGAGCCCGUGAGGCCAGCGGUAUCCCUACAGCGAGUGGGGCCGCAGCUCGUAAGCAGGAGAUUAUCAAGAUCACCGAGCAGUUGAUCGAAGCAGUCAACAAUGGCGACUUUGAAGCAUAUACGAGAAUCUGUGAUCCUGGUCUGACUUCAUUUGAACCUGAAGCUCUGGGGAACCUGGUGGAGGGAAUGGACUUCCACAAGUUUUAUUUUGAGCACUUGUUAAGUAAGAACAACAAACCCGUGCACACCACUAUCCUGAACCCUCACGUUCACCUCAUUGGAGAAGAUGCUGCCUGCAUCGCUUACAUCCGACUGACGCAGUACAUCGACAGCCAGGGCCGCCCGCGCAGCUGCCAGUCAGAGGAGACGCGUGUCUGGCACCGCCGCGACGGCAAGUGGCUUAAUGUCCAUUUUCACUGCUCAGGGGCGCCAGCCGCACCCUUACAGUGAACCGCAUGGGAUACAGCUUGCCUGGAUUCUCAAGAUAAUGGAAAUGUUUCUUCUUUGUGGCCGGACGGGCACAUGAAGGCCAGCUGGAUGACAGCUCUUAAAAGUUACAGACACACCAGUGAGGAACUCUAACAACAUCCAGUUCAACUGUCAACACCACCUAUCCUGUCCAAUCUUUGACCAACGGGAGCUGGCCGCGGCUGUGGCCCCGCCCAAGGGACGGUGCAUGUAUCUGACGCCCACAUGGGGGUGCUGUUUUGUCCUUUUCCCAUGGAACCAUCUUUUUUUGCCCGUUAAAGAUGUUCAGAAGGUGUUGUACGUACUGAUCUAUAAAUUCAUAAAUAUACUGUAUAUUGUAAAAAAUCACUAGCUGAAACAGAAGCUACAAUCAAGUUCGAAAAGCAUUUAUGUAAGUAAACGGGACGGGAGGGUGAAUGUCGUGGGGGGGCGGGGUUAAAAAAAAACGGACUGUCGCUCAAAAACUGCUCAAGUUUACAGGGUCGUCCUCGGUAUCUUGUACACUUUGCAGGUUUUUGGAUACAAACUCAUAGGAAGUGGGUCGUUUAAGUGACAUAUUGUUCCGAAGUUCUUCAUAUCAGAAACCGAAAGAACCAAAGUGUAGUUUUUAGUCUUUUUAAGGAAUGUUUCUGUUUGGUGUGUUGGGAUUUUCUUUACCUAACCAAAAUCUAAGAAGGUUUGUACGGCCCGGGUGUUAGUAUUCAUUUGUUUUUAAUGUGGAACUCCUAUUUUUCUUUUGAUCUUUGACUCGGACGUAAAGUAUUUUUGUGUUUGAAUUUUAAAGACCUUUUUAAGUUUACAUAAAUAAUACACCCGUAAAGACAUUCAGAACUAUUUAAAGGAGAUUUGCCAUCCAGGUUAAGGAAAAAAGUUUGCGCUCUGUAUGUGUGUGAGAUCGAGAUAGAAAUGUAAUCCACGUGACGCCCCCCGUAUAGUUUUAAAAGGUUUGCGCGUGCCACAAGUAUGAGGACAGAUAAAGCGCCAUCCAAUAAAGCACACAUCCAAAAACCAACCCAGUUUAAUAUAGUCAUGGGCAAACCAUCGCCUCUACAUAAAUAACACGAUCAAUAUAAAUAACAAAAACAUAUGAUGUUAGUAGUUGAGACUGGGGCUUAAAGCAGUGUUGUGAAUCUUAACACAUACAAUACCAUCACACACACAUACAGUUGUAUUGUAAAAGUGCGCGGUUGUUUUAAUAGUAAUGUUUAAUGUGUCUACAUCACCCUGUCUUCAAUGUCGUCGUGCUUCAUGUUGGUGACGGGAGCUCUGUAAAUACACGUCUUUCGACUCGUCCUGUCACGGGGAGUAGGUGGGAAAACUCUGUGAACGCUUUGCUUCCGAUUUCCAGAGUUACGUCGAUUAAAAAUCACCAUUUUAAUGUUUGUACGAUCACAAUUCACAGGGGUCUGUCUGUUGGUUUUGACCACAAACUAUGUUACGCGUAAGUUUUAUGGCACUGACUAUUUAAACGGCGUUUUAAUAUUACUGUUACUGUUAGAAGUGAAGGUUUGAUUUUUGUGAGUGACGCGUUAAGUUCGUCUGUAGUUGCAGGAGUGUUCAUCAACGCGGCGUUUUUUGUCUUUUAGAUGCUAGAUUUUGGUAGCGUAUAGUUAUUUUCAGAGGCAGUAUAUUGUGAAGUGUGGAAAACAAAAGAUGACGCCAUCCCAUUUGGAGCACACAUCAGUCUUUUGUAUCGACAAAGUUCUCGGUCUGUAAAUAUGUGUAGUGUUCACGCACCUUUCAUUGUGUGCUGGGCUUCGUGACAUAUCAGAUUUGUAUCUCGCGCGCGUGCGUUCAUCACCUUAACCACAACGUCCUUUAACGUAGUGAUGUCGUCCGAUUAUGUGACGCUUUCACGUCUCGUGCUCCAUUUCUCAUGCUUGUUUUUUACUUGAUUUUGUUUUUUUGUGCUAUGGGGAACUGCUGCCUUGCCUGGCCAAACUACACUGUCUUUAUUUUGAUUUUUUUUUGUUUUUGUAAAUCCAUCCGAGAGUUCCUUUUCUGUACUUGGUCGACAUCUUCAUAUCCGCUAAAGUGAAAAGGAAUGAUGGCCAUCAGAAGACACUAGCUAGUGUAGAUUUACAGAAAUUAACGUCCACCCCCUUAAUAAAAUCUUGGUUUUCGUAUUGGGCAGGACGGUGAAUUCUUCUGGCCCACCCGUCCAAUAGCAGGCCGAUAUGCAUGUCUACUUUUCUUGGUGAAUCUUUUUCAAUCUGUGUUAAUAAACACACUUAAUAAAAAAGUCAUAGUAUUUGCAUCUCGACAUGAAAACCAAUUCAUUUGGGAAUUAUAAGUGACAUACAGUACCAUAUUUAAAAAGAAAAAACGUUAGAAAAUAGUGAAAAUGUGUUAAACAAAAGCCUUUGCUUGGUAUGCUCCCCUCAUUCUUAGUAAAUCUAUUGCAUUGUAAUGGUAUACUAUUGGGCUUCGUAUAUAUUCGGAGUUUAAACAUGGAUGCUGGAUUUUGCAUGAUCAUACAUUUAAUAAAAUCAUGAAAUGACAACUUAUCAAGUGUUUGUCUGAAUGUUAGUAGGUCUUCAUAGCUUUGUUAUUAUUGAAACUUUAUCUGGAAGAGUAUUUAAUAAAAAGAGCAUUUCUGCA
Misgurnus anguillicaudatus (oriental weatherfish) is the source of this 4622-nucleotide messenger RNA. It is a transcript of the gene camk2g1, whose product is annotated as calcium/calmodulin-dependent protein kinase (CaM kinase) II gamma 1. Gene Ontology annotation, biological process: protein phosphorylation. The record is from RefSeq and is a predicted model, not a curated record. Gene Ontology annotation, molecular function: calcium/calmodulin-dependent protein kinase activity; ATP binding; calmodulin binding. NCBI's taxonomy places the organism in Eukaryota, Metazoa, Chordata, Actinopteri, Cypriniformes, Cobitidae.